Pocillopora damicornis (cauliflower coral) is the source of this 2589-nucleotide messenger RNA. RefSeq names its product ATPase family AAA domain-containing protein 3. The record is from RefSeq and is a predicted model, not a curated record. Gene Ontology annotation, cellular component: mitochondrion. Gene Ontology annotation, biological process: mitochondrion organization. NCBI's taxonomy places the organism in Eukaryota, Metazoa, Cnidaria, Anthozoa, Scleractinia, Pocilloporidae. Gene Ontology annotation, molecular function: zinc ion binding; ATP hydrolysis activity; ATP binding.
GUCACCGGUUCGAAGUUUUGCACGUGUGGGAACUUACAUCAGACAUCAGUUGAAAACCUAUAAAAAAUUUCCCCAAGUGGAGGAGAUUGCGUACCUUCUUGAUGUCCUGGUUAUUUGGAGUUAACAAGCCUUCCUCACCUGGUGAGGGGCCUCCGUUGAUCCCGGGUUCUCCGCCGGGAGGAGACGAUAAAAGUGGAGGAGAUGAAGGAUCGAAGGAUGAGAACUCAGAGAAUGAAGGCUCCAAAGGUGCCCCUGUUUGGAGAAGCUUCGAUCCGUCGGGUCUUGAAAGGGCUGCUAAAGCUGCAAGGGAACUCGAGAAAUCACAUCACUCGAAGGAGGCUCUUGAGAUGGCAAGAGUUCAGGAAGCAACAAAGCAAUUGGAGCAACAGCGUAAAAUUAAGGAAUAUGAAGCAAGCAUCCAACAGAUACAAAUGGACAAAGUGAGAGUGGAACAGGAGGAAAAGAGGAAAACCCUUGCAGCAGAAACUCAACAACAUCAACAGCGUGCUCAGUACCAAGACCAGCUAGCAAGGAAACGUUACGAUGAUCAACUUUCACAACAGCGUCGUAUGAAUGAAGAAAAUUUAGCUAAACAGGAAGAGUCAGUGAAGAAACAAGAAGCCAUGAAAAGAGGCACAAUUGAAUAUGAAGCCCAGAUAAAACAUGACAAUGAAAUGAAAAGACUGGAAGCAGAGCUCCGUGGCAAAGCUAAAAUAGAACGUGAGAACAAGGACAUUAGAAUGGAACAGAUUAAACUCAAAGCUGCAGAGCAAAGAGAGACUGUUCUGCAAUCAAUCAAGACAGCAGGUAGCAUCCUUGGAGCAGGAUUUGAUGCCUUCAUCUCAGACUGGGAUAAGAUAUCUGCCACAGCUGCAGGCCUCACCCUCCUUGCACUUGGCGUUUACACAGCUAAAUAUGGCACAGGAGUCACAGCCAGAUUCAUUGAAGCUCGCUUAGGGAAACCAAGUCUUGUUCGUGACACAUCAAGAUUAAGUGUUUUUGGUACUUUGCGUCACCCAGUUCAGACUGUUAGGAAAAUGUUUGUAAAUUUUGAAGACUCAUUGCAAGGAAUUAUUUUGAGGCCCAGUCUUGAAAAGAGACUUCAAGAAGUAAGCAAAGCAACAGCGAAUACAAAGAAAAACAAAGGACUGUACAGGAAUCUACUGUUUUAUGGUCCACCAGGGACUGGAAAAACGAUGUUUGCAAAGAGCCUUGCCAAGCAUUCUGGGAUGGAUUAUGGUAUUAUGACUGGUGGAGAUAUUGUUCCUAUGGGAAAGGAAGGAGUGACAGCCAUGCACAAAGUGUUUGACUGGGCCCAGACCUCUAGGAGAGGUCUUCUUCUCUUUGUGGACGAGGCUGAUGCUUUCUUACGCAAACGUAAUCAGGAAAAGAUGAGCGAGGACCUGAGAAGCACAUUGAACGCUUUUCUUUACAGAACUGGUGAAUCUUCACGCAAGUUCAUGUUAGUUCUCGCUAGUAACCAGCCUGACCAGUUUGACUGGGCCAUCAAUGACCGGUUAGACGAGAUGAUUGAGUUUGGUCUGCCAACUCUCGAGGAACGAGUACGUUUAGUCCGGCAGUAUUUCGAGGAACACGUUUUAAAACCGGCCACAACAGGAUCGCGAACAAGUCGUAUGAAAAUUGCGAACUUCGACUUUAGCAAGAAAUGCCAGCAAAUUGCCGAAGUGACAGAAGGUCUCUCUGGAAGAGAAAUAUCAAAAAUAGCGAUUGCUUGGCAGGCCAGCGCUUAUGGUUCGCCAGAUGGUGUCCUCACAGAGGAUAUGAUGGAUGAAAGAGUGGAAGAAGCUGUACGACAACACAAGCAAAAAGUAGAAUGGCAUCAAACGGAGCCAUUAACUGAAACAACUGCGUCAGUGACCACAACAGAGAAAAAUAAAGCGUCCUCUCCGAAAAGAACUUAAAUUUAACUUAUCUUCAUUAAAUGAUUUGGGAAAUCUUUUUAAUAGAGUGGAGGAAGAAGUGAUAACUGCAAAAUUUCUAAAUAUUUAUCGUCGGCGACUUCCCUUAUGCUUCAAGUGCCGGGGAGAAGGUUCACUGACAGGUCUCAUGGGGUGUUUGAACAAUUUAUCAGGAUCUUCCAGUAAGACGAUAAUAGAGAAUGCUGUCUGUGUAUAGACAGUGAGGUAAAUGACACCUCUAACAUUCACUUUUCAUUUUGAUUUUUUUGCUCUCGACAUUUGGCCAGCUGGACAUACUACCUGUUCAGAACACGCGUUUUGAUUGGUGGUCAGCAGUUAGCCUGCGAACAGGCACUCGUUAUUAGUGUCAGACCUCUUGCACACUUUUCGCCGGCUCACUUUGCCCCAGGCCUUCGCGAGCGAAGAAACGCCCUUGCCGCAACUACCAAGCAAUACCAACACAAGCUAAAGUCAUCGCACAUUUGAUUUGCAGCUCUCCUGAGCGAGAGCGAUGACUCGAUAUCGUUUUUCUAACAGAUCACAGAUUUAUGCUCACACGGACUUAUUGCCGCCCUUUGACAACUGAGCUUAAUAUUAAUAAUUUUAAUGAAGUAAUUAAAUAAAAUUCGUCGAAAAUUUAUCGCAAUGUUUCGACAUGAAUGAUCGAUGA